CUUUUAAUUAUUUGUAUUAAUAUUUUUCUUCUGCUAAAUUGAGAGUAACUGAGAGGAGAAGAGAGAGAGAGAGAGAGAGAGAGAGAGUGUGCGAGUGCGUGUGUGAGAGAGAGAGAGAGGGGAAUCAGAUUAGCGCUUUUGAAUUUUCUGUCAGAUUCUGAGGACCCAAAAUCUAGGGUUUUCUGGUUGUGGUUCUUCCCGGAUAUGCAGUCCAAGUCUGAAACUGCAAAUCGACUGAGGUCGGAUCCACAUUCCUUUCAACCUAGUGGUGUUUGUUCUGAGCCUUGGUGGCAUGGUGGUGGCUACAGUGCUAUCCCUCAAGCAAUGCCUGGUGCAAAUGCAUCCAAUUCCUCCUCUCUUGAAUGCCCUAAUGGUGAAUCAGAAUCCAAUGAGGAAGGUCAGUCCUUAUCCAAUAGUGGGAUGAAUGAGGAAGAUGAUGAUGCUGCCAAGGAUUCACAACCUGCCGAUCCUAAUCAAUCAGGAAAUUAUGGGCAAGAAAACCAAGGGAUGCAGCAUUCUGCACCUUCAAUGCGCGAAGAAGGCCUCGCUCAGGCUCCACAGCUGGAACUCGUUGGUCAUUCAAUUGCAUGUGCUACAAAUCCUUAUCAAGAUCCGUACUAUGGGGGCAUGAUGGCAGCUUAUGGACCCCAGCAAUUGGGAUUUGCUCCUUUUAUAGGAAUGCCCCAUGCCAGAAUGCCAUUGCCUCUUGAGAUGGCACAAGAGCCUGUUUAUGUGAAUGCUAAGCAAUACCAAGGAAUUCUGAGGCGAAGACAGGCUCGAGCAAAAGCAGAACUUGAAAAGAAGCUAAUAAAAUCCAGAAAGCCAUAUCUUCAUGAAUCUCGGCAUCAGCAUGCUAUGAGAAGGGCAAGGGGUACCGGAGGGCGUUUUGCAAAGAAAUCUGAAGUUGAGGGCUCAAACAAGGGCAAGGAAAAGGAUGGUUCAGGUCCAGUCCUGUCAUCACAGUCAAUCAGUUCAUCUGGUUCUGAACCUUUGCCUUGCGAUUCCAAUCAAACUUGGAACUCUCCCAAUGUGCAACUAAAUGCAAGGGGAUCGAAAGUGCACGACAAAUACGAAAAUGGCAGUGGCUCCUACCACAGUCAUAAUGGUUUGCAAUCUUAUCAUUUGCAUUCUGGUGACAGAGUGGACGAAGGGGACUGUUCGGGUCAGCAACGGGGAAGCAUCACCAACGAGCACGCAUCGGCGAGGCGCCUUGCUAUUCAGUAGACCCCUGCAUGCGGGGGGUAUAGAUGCCAAGGUUGGUUUGUAUCCUAGUGUCAUAUAUUGGAUGAAUACCUUGGUUAUCUGUAAAACAUUCUUGGCAAAUAUACAUGCCAAGCGGCAAAUCAUUCUUGGCUUUGUUUCUGUUUAUGGUGUGAAAUGAUGUUUGGGGAAAGAAUGAUGGUGAUUGGGGUAUGUGAUUUCUGUUGAAGUCAAAAAUCAAUCCUCCAUUCUUUUCUCAUUCUUUUUGCAUUUUGUACAGAGUGAAUAGUGUUAGUGAGAGCUCAAGCCGAGAUGGAUGGUCAGAUCAGAAGACUUUGAUGGGAACAAAACUAUUGAUGUACCAACUCUCAGUUUGACUGGUUUUCUUAGCUUGUGUAACCUCACCGGUUGUUUAAUGUUAACGUGAUGAGACAUCAUAGGACAAUUUGACUCA
Arachis duranensis is the source of this 1654-nucleotide messenger RNA. Its product is annotated as nuclear transcription factor Y subunit A-1. Lineage: Eukaryota; Viridiplantae; Streptophyta; Magnoliopsida; Fabales; Fabaceae. Gene Ontology annotation, molecular function: DNA-binding transcription factor activity, RNA polymerase II-specific; RNA polymerase II cis-regulatory region sequence-specific DNA binding. Gene Ontology annotation, biological process: regulation of transcription by RNA polymerase II. The record is from RefSeq and is a predicted model, not a curated record. Gene Ontology annotation, cellular component: CCAAT-binding factor complex. The coding region runs from base 205 to 1224 and encodes 339 amino acids. The transcript has 6 exons.